AUGGAAGAAUUGCCCAUCGAACCAAAGGGCAUUUUUUGGCAAGAUGACUUUGUUGAUGCGGAGCACGAGCAGCGCCUCAUCAAAAUCUUCCGCACAGAGUUGAAAUGGCCCGAUCGCCCAGGCCGCAUAUCACUCCACUACGGCUACACAUUCGACUAUAAAACAUUUGGGAUUGACCCAGAAAUCCCUUAUAAAGAGUUUCCAGAAUGGCUGCAGCCACUCAUACCCACUACAGAAUCUCGCCCGCCAGAGCAGGUCUGUCUUCAAUACUAUCCCCCAGGCGCUGGUAUACCACCCCAUACCGAUGCCCAUAUGGCUUAUGACCAGCUCUAUGCGUUAUCUCUUGGCGCACCAACUAUCAUGCAAUUUCGCAAGGGCGAGAACCGGGUUGAUGUGGAUUUGAAGCCUCGGAGUAUGAUGCAGAUGACUGGCGAUUCCAGGUUGCAUUGGACUCAUGGUAUUAAGAAGCGCAAAAAUGAUACUUUGGUCGAUGGGACCGUGAGGCCGCGUGAAGAUCGUUGGAGUAUUACUUAUCGGUGGGUUAGGGAGGGAGAGUGCGAGUGUGGGAAUAUUGACUUAUGCGAUGUUGCUCAACGGCGCAAUGGAGUUGAAAAGGAGAAGCGAUCAGUGAAGGAACUAGCGGCGAAAGAUUCAUGA
Molecule: messenger RNA, 657 nt
Organism: Penicillium pulvis
Lineage: Eukaryota; Fungi; Ascomycota; Eurotiomycetes; Eurotiales; Aspergillaceae
Exons: 1
Coding region: 1-657 (218 amino acids)
Biological process (GO): oxidative demethylation
Molecular function (GO): oxidoreductase activity; demethylase activity
Source: RefSeq, a predicted model, not a curated record